AUGAUCGAAAAGCCAUCAAUCGGAGCAGGGAAACCGUUCCCGGAUGCUCUUCCAGAUUCAGAUAACUAUGUUGUCGAUUUCGACACAGUCGAUGACCCCUUUCAUCCCCAAAACUGGACAUUAUCAACCAAACUAUUCACAUCCAUCCUCGUCUGCUCAGGGACAUUCAUAGUCUCCCUCACAAGCGCAAUAUUCGCUCCAGGAAUCGACAAAGCAAGCAAAGAAUUCGGCAUCGGAACAGAAGUCGGCACACUAGGAACAACACUCUACGUCCUGGGCUUCGCAUCAGGACCCCUGAUCUGGGCACCCGCCUCCGAGCUGCGCGGAAGAAAAUGGCCUCUGACAAUUGGAAUACUGGGCGGGGGGAUUUUCACCAUUGCAUCGGCUGUUGCUAAGGAUAUCCAGACCUUGAUCAUUUGCCGGUUCUUCGCUGGGGUAUUUGGCGCAAGUCAGUUGACUGUUGUCCCCGGUGUACUAGCGGACCUGUAUAGCAAUGCCACUCGUGGUGUUGCAAUCUCUCUGUACUCCUUGACUGUUUUUCUUGGCCCGUUUAUGGCUCCGUUUACUGGGGGUUUCAUUGCUGCGAGUCAUUUGGGUUGGCGGUGGACUCUUUAUAUCCCGGCGAUUUUCAGUCUUGUUAAUGGUGCCAUCAGUGUCUUGUUCUUGAGUGAGACUUAUCCGCCUUGUCUUCUCGUGACCAAAGCGGCUGCUAUUCGCAAGGAAUCUGGGAAUUGGGGCAUACACGCCAAGCAGGAAGAAGUCGAGAUUGAUAUGGCUGAUCUUGUGGAGAAAUACUUCACGCGACCCGUGAGGCUGGUUUUCACGGAGCCGAUUAUUUUGGUCUUGUCGCUGUAUAUGUCGUUUAUCUACGCUCUCGUCUAUGCUCUCCUUGAAGCAUAUCCCUAUGUCUUCGAGCAUGUUUACGGCAUGUCCCCUGGAAUUGCAGGUCUGAUGUUCAUUGGACUUAUGAUAGGUGUUCUGCUUGCCUGCUCCUAUAUUCUCUUUCAACAGGUAGCAUAUGCGAAGAAGUUGGAAGACAAUAAAGGCGUUGCAGUGCCCGAAUGGCGUUUAGCACCGACAAUAUUAGGAGCACCUAUUUUCACAAUCGGUCUUUUCUGGUUCGGCUGGACUGGAUUCACAUCCACCAUUCACUGGGCUGCACCCGCGGCAUCUGGUAUCUUCAUUGGAUUCGGCAUUCUUUGCAUCUUCCUUCCGUGUUUCAACUAUCUCGUUGAUUCCUAUCUGUCCAUUGCUGCUUCGGCUGUCGCUUCACAUAUCAUGCUUCGAUCUACCAUAGCUGCAGGAUUCCCAUUAUUCUCGAGACAGAUGUUUCAAAACCUGGGAGUGCAGUGGGCGGGAACGUUACUUGGCUGUUUGGCUGCAGCCAUGAUUCCCAUCCCAAUCAUCUUCAGAUCCUAUGGACCUUUGCUGCGAAGCAAAAGCAAGAUAUUCCAAUAA
Molecule: messenger RNA, 1458 nt
Organism: Penicillium nucicola
Lineage: Eukaryota; Fungi; Ascomycota; Eurotiomycetes; Eurotiales; Aspergillaceae
Product: MFS transporter
Exons: 4
Coding region: 1-1458 (485 amino acids)
Biological process (GO): transmembrane transport
Molecular function (GO): transmembrane transporter activity
Source: RefSeq, a predicted model, not a curated record